GUUAUCAACUCGCCUCAUCGACGGUCCUGGCCGUGGCUCAUCGAACGGUUUGAAGCGCUCGCUGCGUCUGUGUGAGGCGCCCCUUCUUUUCUCAAGGGACUUCAAAUCCUCGCAGCGUUCCACCUUGUUGUGCCUCCGUCUCCUUGUCGUCGUCGCGUGGAUUGGCGUUGCAGCCAGCAUCGUUGCUGCCCCGCCUUUUUCCCCCCGGAUUGUUGUUACCGCCGUUCCGCUCUGAGUAUUAUCGACGUCCCGGUCUAAUUCAUGGCUCUGCCAGGUCAGAAAACUCCCGACAACUGCCCAAGCUUCAAGCUCGUCAUUGUUGGAGAUGGAGGGACAGGAAAGACCACGUUCGUAAAACGUCACUUGACCGGUGAAUUCGAAAAGAAGUAUGAACCAACCAUCGGCGUAGAGGUGCACCCGCUCGACUUCUUCACCAAUUGUGGGCGCAUCCGAUUCUACUGCUGGGAUACCGCCGGGCAGGAGAAAUUCGGAGGACUUCGUGAUGGAUACUACAUCCACGGACAAUGCGCCAUCAUCAUGUUUGACGUGACUGCAAGGCUGACGUACAAGAACGUCCCAACUUGGCAUCGCGACCUGUGCAGGGUGUGCGAGAACAUUCCGAUCGUGCUGUGCGGGAACAAGGUGGACGUGAAGAACAGGCAGGUGAAGGCGAAGCAGGUGACUUUCCACAGGAAGAAGAACCUGCAGUACUACGAGAUAUCAGCGAAGUCGAACUACAACUUUGAGAAGCCGUACUUGUAUUUGGCGAGGAAGCUUGCCGGUGACCCGAAUCUGCACUUCGUGGAGUCGCCAGCGCUAGCUCCUCCGGAGGUACAAAUCGACAUUGCGACACAGGCGGCGCUAGAGGCAGAGAUCGCCCAAGCACAAGCGUUGCCUCUUCCCGACGACGACGAUGACGCCUUUGACAGCUAGGUCUUCGGAGGUGGCUAUUCAGCUUUGAGUUGGCGUAGGUAACAAAACUGGAAAUACUGUUCUAUUCUGCGUACCGUGGUCUGGAGAGUUUCAAUUGUAGUUGAUGGCUAGGCUGACUGGUUCGGCCGGUUAGGAAAAUGAAGUCGGUUUAGAUGAUUCAGAACAAUCUCUAUUUCAGAGCAUUUGUGACCGGCGCCGGCAUUGAUGAGAUUAGUACACAAAGCACGAGAGAAAAGGGGUGUACAUGCCCUAGUUCCGAUCUGGCACUCUACGUGCCCUAGAGUGUUUUUUUAUUUUUCUUAUCCAGUAGGAUUCAUUUGUUAAAUUAGUAUUACUGUCUUACAUUGUCUGCCGUUCUGCCGCGGAUGAGAAAUAGUUGAAGGAAUUGUUGCCUUGAUUAUUCACGUUUAUGUUCCUGAAAUUCGAGCGUGAAUUUAGCUGGUUCACAUUCCAACUUAUUUACCUUGGCGAAAUAGUUCCUUUGUGUCUAGAAGCUUAUAUGAUAGAGAUGGUUUGAGUGCG
Molecule: messenger RNA, 1455 nt
Organism: Physcomitrium patens
Lineage: Eukaryota; Viridiplantae; Streptophyta; Bryopsida; Funariales; Funariaceae
Product: GTP-binding nuclear protein Ran1A
Biological process (GO): ribosomal subunit export from nucleus; protein import into nucleus
Cellular component (GO): nucleus; cytoplasm
Molecular function (GO): GTP binding; GTPase activity
Source: RefSeq, a predicted model, not a curated record